AUGACCGCAACAAAUCUCACCAACGGAGCGUCCUCGGCUUCUCCGUCCCUUUACCCGAUCCCCACAGGCCUUCAUCCCAUUCCCCUCGAUCGCCUGGACCAGCGUGCAGACGACCAGGUUGAUAACGCCAUUAGGAACCCAUCGCCGGUCACAUCUGCGAAAAACCUAUGGUUCUUCUGGAAUUCCGGAUACGACAACUUGCAUCCAUACGCCAAGCGUAACGUUCGCACUUGGCACCGCCGCUUUUCUCCCCAGGGUUGGACGGUGCGAGUCGUCGAUCUCGAGCCGCAGUCACGGAGUUACAUUGGAAACUGGAUCGACGUGCAAGAUCCGAGUGUCGUGCCUCUGGCUUUCACGGAAGGGACUUUGGACGGCGAGUUUGCGAAACAACACUACUCCGACCUCGUACGGUUCCCGUUGCUCGUGAAAUACGGCGGUGUGUAUACGGACGUGGGAUACAUGCAGAUCGGCGACCUCGAUCGGCUGUGGAACGAAACCAUCGCCAAUCCGGACAGCCCUUAUGAGGUUCUAUCCUACAACGCCGAAGGUGGACGGAGCUACAGUUUGAUGAAUUACUUCAUCGGAAGCCUCCCCGGUAACAUCUUCUGGCAAGCAUGCCACGAACUUUUCAUCGAACUCUGGAAGGGAAAGACGAACACAGAGGGCCUGCACUUGCAUCCGCUUUUAAGAGGCAUCCCAAUGAUGGGACAAUCUCUCACUAAGGCAGGGCACGAAGGACUAAGUCAACGAUUGACGGACUACAUCAUCCAAGGGCAGGUGAUCACAAUGGUGAUGAGCAUCGUGGACGAAGAAACAGGUUGGGACGGACCGGCGUACGUUGCGGAAAAGAUCUUCGCGCCGGAAUACAUGGUUGGCAGUCAGCUCAUCAACGAGUAUACGAAGUGGAACGGUGUCAGAGCCUUUGAGCUUAUGAGUCAAAAGGUGCCUGAGCCCGGAACGUUGGAGUCGGAGGACCAGAAGCUAGCUAGGACGAUCGUGGAGGAUUGUUUUACGAGAAGCUUUGGUUUCAAACUGGCCCAUGGCUUGAUUGUCCAGGUUCUCGGUGAGACGCUGGGAAGCUCAUGGAGGAAGCAUGAGGGGAGCGACAACAUCGAAGGGACAUACGCGCAUUGGUUGCGAUACGGAAUGGAGAGGUGGUGUCCUGAUCAUCUACCUGAUCCCGAAUCGUUUGAGAGGAUAGAGCCGGUAAAGAAGGGCCCCUUGCUUAGAGACGCAUAG
This is a messenger RNA of Colletotrichum destructivum, 1239 nucleotides long. Its product is annotated as Putative afumC-like glycosyltransferase, nucleotide-diphospho-sugar transferase. Gene Ontology annotation, molecular function: glycosyltransferase activity. The record is from RefSeq and is a predicted model, not a curated record. Lineage: Eukaryota; Fungi; Ascomycota; Sordariomycetes; Glomerellales; Glomerellaceae. The transcript has a single exon. Bases 1 to 1239 code for a protein of 412 amino acids.